This is a messenger RNA of Capsicum annuum, 2430 nucleotides long. Its product is annotated as oligopeptide transporter 4. Lineage: Eukaryota; Viridiplantae; Streptophyta; Magnoliopsida; Solanales; Solanaceae. The transcript has 6 exons. Gene Ontology annotation, biological process: transmembrane transport. The record is from RefSeq and is a predicted model, not a curated record. Bases 1 to 2220 code for a protein of 739 amino acids. Gene Ontology annotation, molecular function: oligopeptide transmembrane transporter activity.
AUGGAGAUUGAAAAAGUAGAAAAUCUGGGGAAAGUUGAUGAUGAUAUAGAUGAACAAUCCCCCGUUGAACAAGUUCGUUUAACAGUACCAACAGAUGAUGAUAGCUCAGUUCCAGUAUAUACAUUUCGAAUGUGGUUUUUGGGAAUUAUUUCAUGUGUACUUUUAUCAUUUAUCAACAUCUUCUUUAGUUACAGGCAAAAUCCAUUGAUAAUCACGUUGGUUACUGCACAAAUUGCAACGUUACCACUAGGUAGACUCAUGGCAAAAUUUCUUCCUACGAAGAAGUUUCGUUUGCCAGGACUUGGAUUAUGCGAAUUUUCGCUUAAUCCAGGUCCUUUUACUAUGAAAGAACAUGUUUUAAUUUCAAUAUUUGCUAAUGCUGGUGCUGCAUUUGGUAGUGGUACUGCUUAUGCUGUUAGUAUUGUGGAUAUUAUUAAGGUCUUUUAUCACAGGAAAAUCUCCUUCGUGGCUAGUUGGAUCCUUGUCAUCACUACACAGGUUCUGGGAUACGGUUGGGCUGGUAUCAUGAGGAAGUUUGUGGUAGAGCCUGCUGAAAUGUGGUGGCCAUCUACUCUAGUUCAAGUCUCUAUUUUCAGGGCGCUACAUGAGAAAGAGAAUGAUACUGGCCGUUACUCUAGAGGAAAGUUCUUUUUAAUCGCAAUGUUAUGCAGUUUCUCUUGGUAUAUUGUCCCUGGUUACCUCUUCAAAUUCUUGUCAACAAUCUCUGUGCUCUGUUUGGUAUUUCCAAAAUCAGUUUUAGCACACCAACUUGGGUCAGGCCAAUUUGGGCUUGGCAUUUUCUCUUUCACAUUUGAUUGGUCAGUCAUAGUGUACUUGGGCAGUCCACUGGUCACUCCAUUUUUUGCUAUCCUCAACAUUUUGGCAGGCUAUGUUGUAAUAGUCUACAUCAUGAUUCCUGUAGCCUACUGGGGUUUAAACCUCUACAACGCCAAAAAUUUCCCCAUUUUUUCUACUGAUUUAUUCGAUGGUCAUGGGCAGUCGUACAGUGUGUCAGCCAUUGUCAAUAAAAAUUUCGAGAUAGACAAUGUUGCGUAUGAGGCACAAGGACGGAUAAAUCUCAGCAUCAUGUUUGCUCUUGCAUAUGGACUCAGUUUUGCAACUAUUGUGGCUACCCUCACGCAUGUCCUCUUAUUUAAUGGCAAGGAGAUUUGUGAGCGAUUUCGUGCUUCAUACAAAGGGAAAAUAGAUAUUCAUACAAAGCUUAUGAGGAAAUACCAGGACAUUCCUUCAUGGUGGUUCCACAUGACCCUCGCUCUCUCAUUUGCGCUGUCUCUCCUACUCUGUACUGUCUUGAAAUCGGAGAUUCAGCUACCGUGGUGGGCACUCAUUUUCGCUUGCAUGAUUGCCCUUAUUUUCACUCUACCAAUAAGUAUCAUUCAAGCCACAACAAACAAUUCACCAGGACUAAAUGUCAUCACAGAGUAUAUUCUUGGACUAAUAAUGCCAGGGAAACCAAUAGCCAAUGUUUGCUUCAAAACAUAUGGUUAUAUUAGCAUGGCACAGGCUGUGUCUUUUCUCCAAGAUUUUAAGCUUGGUCACUAUAUGAAGAUUCCUCCGAGAUCAAUGUUUGUAGUUCAGCUAGUCGGGACAUUCAUAGCCUCAACAAUCAACGUUUCAACUGCGUGGUAUAUGUUAAACAACAUUCCCUUCAUUUGUCAAUUGGAGUUGCUUCCUAAAAACACUCAAUGGACAUGUAGAGGUGACCAUGUUUUCUAUGAUGCAUCAGUGAUUUGGGGUUUAGUAGGACCAAAGCGAUUUUUCGGUCCUCUAGGAAAUUAUGGUGCAUUAAAUUGGUUCUUUCUUGGAGGCGCGAUAGGGCCAAUGUUAGUGUGGCUGCUGCACAAGUCAUUCCCAAAACAAAGUUGGAUCAAGCUCAUAAAUCUCCCUGUACUUCUCGGAGCAACAGCCGCGAUGCCCCCAGCUAACACAUUGAAUUUCAAUAGUUGGAUUGUGGUUGGAUUUCUGUUCAAUUUCUUUUUUUUUCGAUACAGAAAGAAGUGGUGGCAGAGGUACAAUUAUGUUCUUGCUGCAGCAUUGGAUGCUGGAGUGGCUUUUAUGGGAGUUUUCAUUUUUCUGGCUUUUGGAUUUACAAAUGUUAAAGACCUCUAUUGGUGGGGAAAUGAGGGAGAAUAUUGUGAUUUGGCUAAUUGCCCUACUGCUAAAGGAAUUCAAGUUCGUGGCUGUCCAUUGAUCAAAUGAUGGUUUCUACUUAUCAUAUUCUUAGGUUUUAUGUGUUAAAUGGGUUUAGAAAUAUUAUUUUGUCUUUGGCUAUGUAUUUAUGGUUGUGUUAGACAAUAUUUGGUUUGAUAUUUCAAUUAUUGGUUUUCUUUAAUUAUGUUGUUAUAUAUAUACAUACAUAUAUAUAUAUAUAUAUUAUUUAAAGAUUAAUGAUACUUCUUUAUCGUUUGA